AUGAAGAACAAAAAAAUCAUUCUAAUGGAAACAAGAUCCGUUAAGAAAAAAAGGCUUCUUGAUGAAAUUUACGCGAGUUUUUCAUGUGGUGAAGACCGCAUCAGUGAUCUCUCUGACGCGGUCAUUCACCACAUUCUUUUCUUCCUUCCAAUCAAAUCCAUCGCCAAACUUAGCGUACUUUCUAAGCGAUGGAGGCACAUAUGGCACACAUUCCCAGAUCUCGAUUUCACAACAAUCAAUGUCCCAUCAACAUCAUCUUCAUCAGGUUAUUAUAACUCAACCUCAAAAGUCAGCUCAUACAUUCGUAACAAUUACAAAAAAUUCCACGCAAAUUGUACUAGUUCCGGAGGUGCUGAUUUCAUAGAUCAAGUGUUAUCUUUUCGCGAAAAAAAUUCAGGGAUCAGAGUACUCCGAUUUCGUGCAAAUUUGAGUUUUUCACGUCUCAACGCCCUGAUACGUGGCGCUGUUAAGCACAAUGUCCAAGAACUCGAUGUUGAAGUAGCCACUAAUGAUUAUUUCAAUUUUCCAAGAAGUGCUAUAACUAGUGAAUCUUUAAGAGUUUUUAAUUUAAAGUCAAAAUAUCCAGGAUUUAGGUUACCACCUUCAUCAAUUAUGAAAAAUGGGUUCAAAAAUUUAUUUUCAUUGUCACUAUCGUGUCUAAUUAUGUACGAACAACCUUCGUUACAUGAUUUAUUCACGGAGACAUCUUUCCCGUUGCUUAAAAAAUUGAGUCUUGAUGGUUGUACGGGGCUAACUUACUUACAUGUAAGUUGUCGUGUACUCGCGAAUUUAAAUCUUGAAAAUUGUUUUCAAUUGGAGAAUUUAGAUAUAAUGUGUCCAAAAUUGGAGAAAUUGAGUGUUAAGAGUUGUUUUGAUUCGUAUACUAGUGGUACUGAGGUUAAGAUUGUUGGUCCAAGGCUAAAAAGUAUUGUUUGGUCGAAUAAUACUAUAACGGACCAAAGUUGUUUGGAGGAUUUAACUUGUUUGAUUGAGGCUUUUGUUGGGUUUUUUGUUCUUCUUGAGGAUAUUGGUACAAUGAAGCUUCGAAGUGUCAAUGAUUUCUUGUCUGGCCUCUCUCAUUCACAUUCAUUAGUUCUUGAAAAUCCAAGUGUUGAGAUUCUAUCGAAGAAUAAUCACUUGGCAGGAAUAUCUCUGCGUCCUUUUAAUGAACUAAGAUCGUUAGAGUUGCACACAGGAUUCCACAAACACAACAUUCCAGGAUUAGCAAAUCUCUUUAGGAGUUCUCCAGCUACUAAUACACUCAUUCUCAACAUUACCAAUGAACACAACAUUCAAAGAAGGAAAUGGAAUAGGGACCUAUGGCAAUUAUCAAACUCUGGUGAAGAAAGAUUUUGGGAGUCACAAAGUAAUGCUAUGAAUUCUUUCCUUCAACAUCUAAAAGUAGUGAAGAUACAUGGAUUCUCAGAGUGUGAAAGUGAUGUUAGUUUAGUGAAGUUUUUGUUGAAGCAUGGAAAAGUGUUGCAAGAAAUGUUCUUGUGUGUAGCUGAGCUUUCCAAAUCAAGAGACUCACUUCAUAGAGAAAAAAUCAAAUCACAAAUAAUGGGGUUUUCUAAAGCAUCUUGUAAUGCUAAGAUUGUGUUCAAGUAAACUUAGAGCUAUGUAUAACUUCCAAGUUUUAAACAAAGGGUAAUUCUGUCA
Messenger RNA from Solanum pennellii, 1659 nucleotides. Its product is annotated as putative F-box/FBD/LRR-repeat protein At4g03220. The record is from RefSeq and is a predicted model, not a curated record. The transcript has 3 exons. The coding region runs from base 1 to 1608 and encodes 535 amino acids. Lineage: Eukaryota; Viridiplantae; Streptophyta; Magnoliopsida; Solanales; Solanaceae. Gene Ontology annotation, molecular function: protein binding.